AUGUUAUACAGCUUGGUUCAAAAUAAUCCUUUAUUAAAAGCAUUAACACGUUGGUAUCAAAAAGCAGAACAGUUGCCUUUUACUGAAAAACAAACGCUUUUACCAACAUUAAUUGAUAACAUCACGAAUAAUCUAUCCAAAUCGACGAAUAAUUAUCGUUACGACGAAUUAGUUCAACGUUUUGCAGUUAUCUUAUAUAUAUUAGGAGGCAAGUUCGCUUAUAAUUUCGUCAGGCUCAAUUUGGUAUGUGCUCUACCAUGUCCAACAACAAUAACAAAUUUAAUAAAAGAUAAACAUUUGAAGCUAAAUGAAGCAGAAUUUCGAUUCGAUGUAUUAGAACAACACUUUAUGUCGAAGAAUUCUAAAUAUGGUUUCGCUUCCGAAGAUACUACGGGUAUCAUUAAAAAAGUAGUUUAUAACACCGAUACUAAUUCUUUCAUUGGAUUUUGCACUCCAUUGGAUAACGGAGUUCCAGUUGCGCAUCAUUUUCGUACAGAAUCGUUCUAUCAAUUGAAGGAAUGGUUUGCUUAUGUUGAGAAAGCUGCUUUACUAAAUCUACACAUGAUUCAAUCUCUUUCACAAGAUGUUACAACCUCAUCAUCAUUUAUACUAUCAGCAUACGGUAUAAGUAACACGUUCACAUCAAGUGAUAUUGUUCAAAAAUGGAUUUACAUUUUUAAUGAAUGUUCAUCUCGAAAUAUACGAAUUAUUGGAUUCGCCACUGCUGCAUUUAACCGUGCAAAGGAACUAGUUAGUAAUUUGAAUAUAUUACCUUCAUUAAAGGAAUGCAAUGCUUGUGAACUUAAUGGUUUAAGUAAAAAUAUAUCUGAUAGUAUUAGAUUCAACAUUAAUUCGGAUAAUUAUUUAGCAACAUAUUCAGAUUCUUCAUCAGAUUCUGAAUCUGAUUAUGAUGAUGAAGCA
This is a messenger RNA of Rotaria sp. Silwood1, 921 nucleotides long. The record is from the annotation of a GenBank genome assembly. NCBI's taxonomy places the organism in Eukaryota, Metazoa, Rotifera, Eurotatoria, Philodinida, Philodinidae.